CUUAUUUUUUUGACCCCCUCCAGGUGUCCCCCAGCCCUUCCUCCCGCGCUCCCUUCCCCUCCAGCAGCACAGCAUCAUGGGACAGCCCUACAUUGAGCUUCGCCACCGGGCCCCUGAAAACCGCCUGAGGCUGUCCUUCUCUGUGCCUACCAGCCCACACCCUGAGGCCCCGCUGCUGCACCCUAGAGACCCCCAGGUGCCCACAGCCCGGCCCGGGCAGACGGCACCGGGCCAGCAGUCGGCGAUGGACCAGCUGAACCAGCAGCAGCACGUCGGCCAUAUCGCAGCCGCGCUCACGCAUAGCGGUGAGGCAGUGCUCCCGGGCGCUGAUGGGAUGGAGGAGCACCUGGAGGGGGAAGACUCGGCUGUCAAAGACCUGGAGGACGUGGAGGUGAAAGACCUGGUCGACCUCAACCUGAACCUUGACCCUGAAGACGGUAAGGAGGAUCUGGAUCUGGGUCCUAACGACCUCCACCUUGACGACUUCCUGCUGUCAGGGAAGUUUGACCUGAUUGCCUACGCCGACCCAGAGCUCAACCUGGAGGACAAGAAGGACAUGUUCAAUGAGGAGCUGGACCUGGGGGAGUCUGCAGAGGAGAAGGAGGGGGGAGAGAGGAGUGACGGAGCCACCGGGUCCCGAAGGAAGGACAGCCACAGCCAGGUCAAACAGGAAGUACAGGACGGCAUCAAGAAGGAGGACAAGGACAGCGCCCCCUCUACGCACCCUGCUCCGCAGCCAGGGGCCAUCCCCAGCAGCAGGCCUCCAGGGGUUCCAGGACCUCCAGGGGCUCCAAGGUUGGAGGCAGCCAGCUCCAGCCAGCUGUCUGUCCCUGCUCCCCCGCAGAAGCUGGAGGACUCUGGUUCUGGAUCAGGGGCCCUGCCGGCUCUCCACACCCAGGAACAGGCUCCGUCCUUGGGCAUGGCGGCCAGGAUCCUCCCUCCGGUGGCUGGAGGUCCACAGUCCGUCUUCCAGCAGCAGCACAGAGCGUUUGGACCUCCCCCAUCGGCUCUCUUCACCUCCACCCCUCAGGCUCUCCCCGUGUCUCCUCCCCCCAGUCUGCCUCCUCAGGGGGGCCCCGCCCCUCCUCACCCGCUUCCCUGCACCCCCCCCCAGCCCCGUCUCCUCCUCAGCCCCCAGAGCCAGGCCGUCUUCCCCAAGAACCAGGAGCAGAACCAGGAGCAAAACCAGGAGCAAAACCAUCAUAGGCCUCUGCUCCUGGAGGAGCAGCCCCUUCUCCUGCAGGACCUUCUAGACCAGGAGCGCCAGGAGCAGCAGCAGCAAAAACAGAUGCAGGCUCUGAUCAGACAGAGGUCCACCACUGAGGCCGCGCCGCCCAACAUGGCAGCAGACUUUGACUCCAUCUCCGACCCCAUCAUGAAGGCCAAGAUGGUGGCUCUGAAGGGCAUCAACAAGGUGAUGACGCAGGGCAGCCUGGGACUGAACCCCAUGGUCAUCAACAGGUUCCAGCCGGCCCCGGUGGUCCCGGGUCCAGAGGGGACCCCUCAGCCUCCUAACCUGGUGGGACAGGACGUCAAACUGACCCCCCAGCUGCUGCGGCCCAGCCCCCCCAGCUUCGGCCCCGGCUUCGUCAGUGAGUAUCCACACACACACUCGUCCACACACCGCAUGUCCUCUCCGUCUCUGUCCCCGCA
Messenger RNA from Plectropomus leopardus (leopard coralgrouper), 1653 nucleotides. NCBI's taxonomy places the organism in Eukaryota, Metazoa, Chordata, Actinopteri, Perciformes, Serranidae. The record is from RefSeq and is a predicted model, not a curated record.